CCGGGGGUGUGGAGCAGCCAAGAUGGAGCCGGCCGCCGCCGGUCCCGGCCCUCUGAUUGUGAACAACAAGCAGCCCCAGCCGCCACCUCCUCCGCCGCCCACCACCGCACAGCCUCCUCCCGGGGCGCCGAGGGCCGCUGGAGGACUCCUGCCGGGGGGCAAAGCUCGCGAGUUUAACCGCAACCAGCGCAAAGACUCGGAGGGCUAUUCUGAGUCUCCAGACCUGGAGUUUGAGUAUGCUGACACAGACAAGUGGGCAGCAGAGCUUGCAGAGCUUUACAGCUAUACAGAAGGACCAGAAUUCUUGAUGAAUCGAAAAUGCUUUGAGGAGGACUUCCGGAUCCAUGUGACAGACAAGAAGUGGACCGAGCUGGAUACCAACCAGCACCGUACCCAUGCCAUGAGGCUUCUGGAUGGCUUGGAAGUCACUGCCCGGGAGAAAAGACUUAAGGUGGCCCGUGCAAUUCUCUAUGUUGCCCAAGGUACCUUUGGAGAAUGCAGCUCAGAGGCAGAAGUGCAGUUCUGGAUGCGCUACAACGUCUUUCUGCUCCUGGAGGUGGGCACGUUCAAUGCUUUGGUGGAGCUUCUGAACAUGGAAAUAGAUAACAGUGCUGCAUGCAGCAGUGCAGUGAGGAAGCCUGCCAUCUCCCUGGCUGACAGCACAGACCUGAGGGUUCUGCUCAACAUCAUGUACCUGAUUGUGGAGACUGUGCACCAGGAUUGUGAGGGUGACAAGGCCGAGUGGAGAACGAUGCGACAGACCUUCAGAGCUGAGCUGGGCUCCCCUCUGUACAACAACGAGCCAUUUGCCAUCAUGCUAUUUGGGAUGGUGACCAAAUUUUGCAGCGGCCAUGCCCCCCACUUCCCCAUGAAGAAAGUUCUCUUGCUGCUCUGGAAGACUGUAUUGUGCACACUGGGAGGCUUUGAGGAGCUGCAGAGCAUGAAGGCUGAGAAGCGUACUCUCCUUGGCCUUCCCCCACUGCCUGAGGACAGCAUCAAGGUGAUCCGAAACAUGAGGGCUGCCUCUCCACCAGCCUCUGCCUCAGACCUGAUUGAGCAGCAGCAGAAACGGGGCCGACGGGAGCACAAGGCUCUGAUAAAGCAGGACAAUUUAGAUGCCUUCAAUGAACGGGAUCCAUAUAAGGCUGAUGACUCUCGAGAAGAGGAGGAGGAGAACGAUGAUGACAACAGCCUGGAGGGGGAGACUUUUCCCCUUGAGCGAGAUGAGGUGAUGCCUCCCCCACUACAGCACCCUCAGACUGACAGACUUACCUGCCCCAAAGGGCUCCCUUGGGCUCCCAAGGUCAGAGAGAAAGACAUUGAGAUGUUCCUUGAAUCCAGCCGCAGCAAGUUCAUAGGCUACACUCUAGGCAGUGACACCAGCACAGUGGUGGGGCUGCCAAGGCCAAUCCACGAAAGCAUCAAGACACUGAAACAGCACAAGUACACAUCGAUUGCAGAGGUCCAGGCACAGAUGGAAGAGGAAUUCCUUCGCUCUCCUCUCUCAGGGGGAGAAGAGGAAGUUGAGCAAGUUCCUGCAGAAACCCUCUACCAAGGCUUACUCCCCAGCCUGCCUCAGUAUAUGAUUGCCCUCCUGAAGAUCCUACUGGCUGCAGCUCCCACAUCAAAAGCCAAAACGGACUCAAUCAACAUCCUGGCAGAUGUUCUGCCUGAGGAGAUGCCCACCACAGUGUUGCAGAGCAUGAAGCUGGGGGUGGACGUGAACCGCCACAAAGAGGUCAUCGUCAAGGCCAUUUCCGCUGUGCUGCUGCUGCUGCUCAAGCACUUUAAGUUGAACCAUGUCUACCAGUUUGAAUACAUGGCCCAGCACCUGGUCUUUGCCAACUGCAUCCCUUUGAUCCUGAAGUUCUUCAAUCAAAACAUCAUGUCCUACAUCACUGCCAAGAACAGCAUUUCCGUCCUGGAUUACCCUCAUUGCGUGGUGAAUGAGCUUCCAGAGCUAACUGCAGAGAGUCUGGAAGCUGGUGACAACAACCAGUUUUGCUGGAGGAACCUCUUCUCUUGCAUUAAUCUGCUUCGGAUCUUGAACAAGCUAACGAAGUGGAAACAUUCAAGGACUAUGAUGCUGGUGGUGUUCAAGUCGGCGCCCAUCCUGAAGCGGGCCCUGAAGGUGAAGCAAGCCAUGAUGCAGCUCUAUGUGCUGAAGCUGCUCAAAGUGCAGACCAAGUACUUGGGGCGACAGUGGCGCAAGAGCAACAUGAAGACCAUGUCCGCCAUCUACCAGAAGGUGCGGCAUCGGCUGAACGAUGACUGGGCCUAUGGCAAUGAUCUUGAUGCCCGGCCUUGGGACUUCCAGGCAGAGGAGUGUGCCCUUCGUGCCAACAUCGAACGCUUCAAUGCCCGGCGCUAUGACCGGACCCACAGCAACCCUGACUUCUUGCCAGUGGACAAUUGCCUGCAGAGUGUCUUGGGCCAGCGGGUAGAUCUACCUGAGGACUUCCAAAUGAACUAUGACCUGUGGCUAGAAAGGGAGGUCUUCUCUAAGCCCAUUUCCUGGGAAGAGUUGCUGCAGUGAGGAGGACUGAAAGAGACCAUGAUCUCAUCACACCCGAGGGACUGGCCUCAUCAUUGCUGCAGUGCCCAGAUUGCCCUCCAGGUGGCAGCACAGCUCCAUUGAGUCCUCCACAGCCAGCCCUGGGCCUGUGAGUAAAUCUAGGAUGGCCUCUGGUUGGUUCCCAGGAUCCUACUCAGGAGCAGUCAUCUCCAAGCUGGGAUCUACUCUUCCUCCACUUGCCCAGUGUCUACCCUCCCCUCUUGGAUCAGAUUGAUUGCAACCCAUUUCACAGUUAGCCCUAGGCUGGGAAAAGCUGAGAUGGGCCUUGCAUCCCUUCUCAUUGACAGCUGAAUCUCAAGGUCACACUGACUCCUGAGCAGCUUUGGCAUGUCAGCUGGUCAAGAAGGAGGGGCUGUGUGAGGGCCAAGAACAGAAAGUCAGCACCUUGGUUGUGCUCUGGGGGUAUCGGUGCCAUUCCAGCAUCCUGCUGAGUUUUGUCCAGAAGUGAUAGAUCCCACAGCUUCUGCACCCUGGCUUUGGAUAUAAUUGAAGAUAGAGCAAGGCUUCCCGAAGUCAGAUGUGCCAGUUUCCUCUUGAUUACCAUGGCCUGUAAAUAUAUAAAACUCUGUGUGUUCUCUUGUGUCAUGGUGGGGUUUUUAAUGUGUUUGUGUAUUCUGUUUACAUUAAAAGAAAGCAAAACUA
This is a messenger RNA of Peromyscus eremicus (cactus mouse), 3217 nucleotides long. RefSeq names its product striatin interacting protein 1 (gene Strip1). The record is from RefSeq and is a predicted model, not a curated record. Bases 23 to 2536 code for a protein of 837 amino acids. Gene Ontology annotation, biological process: cytoskeleton organization. Gene Ontology annotation, cellular component: cytosol. The transcript is spliced from 21 exons. Lineage: Eukaryota; Metazoa; Chordata; Mammalia; Rodentia; Cricetidae.